GGAGGUGAAAGAGGCGAAGGAGGAGGUGAAAGAGGCGAAGGAGGAGGUGAAAGAAGCGAAGGAGGAGGUGAAAGAGGCGAAGGAGGAGGUGAAAGAGGCGAAGAGGGAGGUGGAAAAGGAAAAGCGGAGGAGAAGGCAAAAGAGGAAUCCUUGCUCUUACUUCAAAGGUUUGCCGGAGAGUUGGAUGAUCUUGAAGAACGCAUUUUGAAUAGCCGUAUCGACAACAAAGAGGAGAGGCCUUUCUUGGAGAGAGAUGAAGUGAUUCAAGGAACGUAACAGAGAUGAAGGAGACGCAGCGGCUGAAAAUCAACAAGGCAAGAGUCGUUUGUUUGUGGAGCCCUCGAGGGACUGGAAAGAGCUUGGUGAUUCGACGCUUGGUCGUUACGGAUGAAUUUGCAGAAAGCCGACGAUGUGGACGCCUUCUGGUAUGUGAUGCACAGCAGAUUGUUGACGCUCAAUUUUCAGGUGAAACUUCUUCUAGGAUUGUGUCUGCCAUGGUCCUAUGGCACCUUUUACGGCUACGGCGUUAAGUUGGCAGGACGGGUGGUCAACUUCAAUUACACGAAGUUCAUCGAUGUGGUUGAACUCGUCAAAAAGUAGUUCCAAACCAUUAGCUGGUCGUUUAAGCAGCUUUGAAACUUGGGUUAGAACAUGCUGUCGGACCCUGGACGAUGUUUUCAAGCAGUGGCGUUGGUAACGGAGCCUUCGACCCCCAACCAGACAGCCCAUGUUUGGUGUUGUUGAAUCAGACCGAGCUCCUGGUCGAGCCAAUUUGAAGGACAGAUCACCCAGUUCACCCGCAUAUGCAGCCAGUUUCCUCAGCAAAUGGCUGUUUAUUGCACAGGUACCAUCAAUAUGCAGGUUGACUUGCCAGCCAGAGGAGUACACGCGUCUUGUUAUUAAGUCUUUACCAGCCCUCAUGCCAUUAUCUUUUAAAGGUGCCAAAAAAGCCAUGCAGUGGGGAGGGACACAAUACGACGAGAAGGUGCUCAUUCAAAUUGUUCGUUGCUUUGCUGGAGUCCCACGACUUCUGGAAUUUGUGUUUCAAACAGAUGGUGAAUUAGCAUCAACUCUUGAGAUUGCAGUCAAUGCCAUGUCCGAAUGUUUUAAAAAUUCCUGUUCAUCUGCAGCGCCUUUCUUCGAUCAACCAGAUGUGGUAUUGUCGCUGGUUCUUUGCUCAGCCGUUCGGUAGGGUGUCGGAAGCGACAGGAAGCUUGUGCCUGGGACAUCGACAAGGUGGUCAGACAUUUUCAACGCAGGAGCCGCAUUUCCAAAUGGCACUUCUGUGUUGGUUCCGCUCGUUUGGUGGUGUCCGGAAAGAAAGGAACAGCUGGCUCAAAAAGGCCCAAGAGUUGAACAUCAGCCUCGCAGGUCUCCUACCAGAUCCUGCCGAUUUGCUUCAGUCACAACGAGGCCCACUUUUCCGCGGGACAUGGUGGGAAGAACAGGUUUGCAAUGCUUUGGCCGCCCGUUUUCAUUUGUUCUGCCUGGCAGCUGACAAAACUCCAUGCGACACCUACGCACCAUUCCUAGAGAUCUAUCCUACGACAGACAACCAUCUACGCAGUGUAUUGGAACAAUUCAGUGUUUGCUGGAGCAACGGGGUCGAGUAUCCAAAGAAGGAAGCAAGUGUCCUGGAGAGGGUCGGGAAGGCUGUCAAGUCCAACAAGAACAUCAAGAAUGCUCAUCACGACUUGCUGAUCCCCGUGAAGCGAAUUGCAACAGGAGAUCUAGAGUACAUAGCCGCGCAGUGCCGUUACGGAAGUCCCAAAACUGUAACGGAGUUGACAUACCAGGACAAAGCGCAGAAACCCAGGACGGGUGAGACGGGAUUUGAGGUUGCUGGCAUGCCGAAUGUACUGCUGCAAAUUUGUUCCACAAGUGAAGGGAUGCAGAAGUUCCAGAAAACUACACCCUGGGCAAAGCGGCAAGAGGAGAAGAGAUAUUCACUGAUGAGCUGUAAAGCUAUCAUUGCGCAGCUUCACCUGCUCCACAUCUUGUGAUACAACUGAAUCAUGUAGCUAUGGCUUUAGCAUGGCAUGGCCAAAGUUGCCUUUCCCUCAAAAGUGAAGAUGCUGAGGCAUUUUGAAAAGCUUUGCUGCCCACCGACAGGAUUUUAAGUUGCCUACCGACAAAUUUCUAAUUGCGGCACCAAUGAUCGUGCAAACCUUGACCUGGAGUAGCUGAAUGGCAGCUGAUUCUGCUCAAACCCCAUGAGCGCUCGAAUUCUUCAGGACACCAAAGAUGUCAGUCAGACAUGUCAAAACAGAAAAAUGUUUGAUUUGGUCCAGCACAGUCAAGGUGAUUUGCUUUUUCAGUAUGAUACAUUGUACAAGGUUCCGAGAUUCUAAGUAAGGGUUCCAAGUGAAGGAUCACAUGGAGGAUUUUUCCUAAUUUUUCAUAAGAAAACUAAAAUAAUUACAAGUUUCUCCCAGGUUCUCUUAAGAAACCUAGAGCAUUUCCCCGGUUUUCCCUCGCCUCUUAAGAAGAUUAAAGAAUUUCUUGGCUUUCGUUUUUCCCACACCACCUCAUAUGUUCCAACUCCAGAUCUGCCUAAACCCGAAACAGCGAGACUUGAAGUCACAAGCAGACACAGCGGUCACUGAUAGAUCUGAAGCCGUUCGAACGUCUCCACACGCCGAAAGCCAUGGAUCUUGGCGUUCGUCGUUUUUGCUCCAGUCAGCUUGUUGUGACAGGGACGGCCAGCGUGUGAAGUCCUGCAAGGUUGUCCUAGGCUUGUUGAGGCCUGGAUAUGCAAGAGUCCUGAUGGUGCAACAUGGUGUUGGUUUUGGUUUCUUCAAGCGUUCCAGGUGAAUGCUACCCAGCAGGGACGAACCGUGCCCAUGGUCGCAUUGGCCCUUAAAUGCAGGGUUCAGUUUGGGUUGGUUCAUAUACUGUCUCGAGCAGUGUAGGCCUAGCCCACAGCGAACCUUUGUUUAAGUGUCAACUUUAUGACUCAUGUGGCCAAGUUCUUGCAAAUCUGGAGCUGGGCAUGGUUCAUUCAUGUCGGGUUUCAUGGGUGGUGUCACGGUUCGCUCGUACCUUUCGGAGUGAGAAGCAAUGACUUCUGCCGUUUCGGCCUUUUGGACCUUGAGACACUUGGCGUCUUGCCUUUGCAUUCCUACAAACACUUGGCGGACAAAAAAGGUGAACGCCAAGACGUUGUAGACCUUCAAGUUGAUGUUUGCAAUUUCCAAACAAAGCGAUUUGCUGGAUAGAGAAAACAGAACAAUAGUUGUUGUCCGUCAGUUGACUCAGCGUGGCUCAAGUGUUG
This is a messenger RNA of Cladocopium goreaui, 3274 nucleotides long. The record is from the annotation of a GenBank genome assembly. NCBI's taxonomy places the organism in Eukaryota, Dinophyceae, Suessiales, Symbiodiniaceae.